This is a messenger RNA of Talaromyces proteolyticus, 1965 nucleotides long. RefSeq lists its product as uncharacterized. The transcript has 3 exons. Lineage: Eukaryota; Fungi; Ascomycota; Eurotiomycetes; Eurotiales; Trichocomaceae. Gene Ontology annotation, biological process: DNA-templated transcription. The coding region runs from base 1 to 1965 and encodes 654 amino acids. The record is from RefSeq and is a predicted model, not a curated record. Gene Ontology annotation, molecular function: zinc ion binding; DNA binding.
AUGGUGAAAUUCAUCAACACGAAUAUCGACCGUAUCCGAAAGAAGAGAAAGGAUACAGUGCGUGCCUGUGAGAAAUGUCGAACAAGAAAGAAACGCUGCAGUCAUCGCACUCAGAGUGCUACUAUUCAUGAACAAACUCCAGCGCGUUCGGAUACACGAACAGAAAAUGUGUUGAACUCUAUCACCACAAGUCUUUUAAUGCCGAAUGGGACCGGUAACAUUGCUGGCCAGAAACAAGACGAGCAAAAUGUUCCUCAAAGUGGCACCUUCACUGUCGAAAUAUUAACAGACCUACAAGAAACGGAAGCCAAUAAAACUAGCAUACAGCCCCUGGAAUCCCGGUUCAUUGGGUACCUGAACCCCGAAGGAAUCGUUCGUGGUACCGACCUCGAAUGUCCUCGCGACGGCGUCUCAUCAGCAGGCAAAGUCGGGGUGUGGCAUUCCGAAAGGCACGACGAAUCGAGGCGAAAAAUUACCGGAUUUAGAAUGCCAUCUCCGUCGAGCUUGUUUGACGACUUCCCAGCUGUCUCCCAAAAGACCAUCGUGUCGAUUCUGAAAGAGGAGUGUUUAUCAUGUCUUCCUAUUCCAGAAUGUCGAGAAGCGCUGCGGAAUAUCUAUUUUCAGAAAAUCCAUCCUAUAUUCCCUGUCAUAAACAAAGAUGUCUUCCGCAGACUUGCACCUGGCAGCCCAGCGAGUAUCCUUCUCGAACAGGGAAUCUGUCUGGCAGCGUCAACGGAUUCAAACUCAACACCCUACCUUGUCAUGACGCCCAACAGCACCCCUCUCUCAUUAAAACAGUUCGGCAGCCGAAUAUUCUCAGCGAUGAGAAUCACGAUCGAAAUCGGCCUAGUAGUCGACAACCUCAUCCUCAUUCAAGCCCUCACACUAAUGUCUCUGUUCGCCAAUGGCCGCAAAAGCAGCCAAACUUCCUCACUUAUGCUUGGCCAGGCAGUCCAAUACAUCCACUCCCUCGGUCUACACAUGCAGGAGCGAGACGGAGAACCAGAUCGCGACUACGCUGAGACUUUGUUUUGUUGUGUCUGGACUAUUGAUCGAUUGAAUGCUGCUCUUCACGGACGACCUGUUCUGAUGCAUGAACGAGAUGUUGGGAGGUCGUUGCAGAAAUGUUUUGACACGCAGUCUCCGCCAUUUAGACUGCUUUUGAGUGUUGUUGGUUUACUAGAUCGGGUUAUCAAGCUUUACUAUCCGCUACGGGCUGAGAUGGAGUUGGUGGGCGAUUUUCCGCUUUUUGAGGACUUGAUUAAUGCAUGUAACGCGUGUCAAGUUUCGAAGGGAUUGUUGACAACAAUCGAAAUUCUCUACUAUGCUAUUGCAAUUCUAUCCCACCGAACCAAACCGGGCGAGAGCAACAGUACUCCCGGCUCCUUCGCAUCGAGAACUCGCCAAAUCCACGCAGCCGAACGAAUAACGGCGAUAGUAUCCCAUGAACCACACGAACAAUUAUCAUUAUUCCCAUUCAUCCCCUACGCUGUGUCGUUGUCUUUGAGCGUCGCCUAUCGAGAAAUGAGACGAAGCAAGGUUCCUAUGUACCGCAGCAGAGCACAAAAUGCUAUGGAGGCAAAUUGCCAUCUGCUGGGAAGUCUCGGGCAGAUUUUCUGGUCGGCGGAGGCAAUGGCGGAGUUUGGUAAUAUGACUUUGAAGGAAUUGAGUCGAGUUUAUUCAAAUAUCACAGAUACAGAGGUGCGCAAUUCUCAACGGGAGGUAUUUGAGACUUGGUCGACUACGGAUUCAAUACAAGAUAUCCAUUUGGCGUCUAGAUUGAGCAAUCCAGAUGCUUACGAACAAAAUCUAGCGUCGCUACCCAAUGAGCAUAAUCCCUUCGACUUCACCGAAGUGCCGAAUCUGGACCCGUUUCAGAUGUUUGAUCCUCGGUUUAAUCUGGAUAGCGUGGAUGCAUAUCUAGAUGGGUAUCUUGAUCUUGGUUUCCAGGUGCAUCGUGGCUAG